Molecule: messenger RNA, 2056 nt
Organism: Cynara cardunculus var. scolymus (artichoke)
Lineage: Eukaryota; Viridiplantae; Streptophyta; Magnoliopsida; Asterales; Asteraceae
Product: ferrochelatase-2, chloroplastic
Exons: 10
Coding region: 17-1828 (603 amino acids)
Biological process (GO): heme biosynthetic process
Molecular function (GO): protoporphyrin ferrochelatase activity
Source: RefSeq, a predicted model, not a curated record
AGCACAGGUACUGUCAAUGAAAGUAAAGUGUUGGGAUUUUAAUGGCCGAUACCAUGAGUGGUCACUCCAUAAUUAUCAGCUCACCCUCUCUCCUUGCAUUCAAUUUUUCCCCGAGAAAUCUAAAAUUCACAAAAUUCCAUACCCUAAUCCUCAACCCAACAAACGCUCGCUCCUACUCCGACUGCUGCCAAUAACCACUUCACAAAAUAUACUUUUUUGCUUUUUAUAUACAGAGAUGAAUCAUCAAUCAAUGAACAUCAGGAUUCAAGCACCAUGCCCCCCUUCACCUUCACCUUCUUCUGCAUUUUCUCCAAGAUUGCAUCACAAAACCCCUCUUAUAUUGCGACGAGUAAUUUGCUCUUCUGAAGUGGGUUCCCAUGUUAUGCUGCAAACGGAAGGCUCUUCUGAUGUCAGCAACUCAUCGGUCACCAUUUCUAAACAUAAACGUACCUUUGGGUGGUCUAAAAAACAAUCUUUGUUAAAGCAACCGCUCAACAAAGAUUCAGUGCCACUGAGAGCAUUAUUGACAUCCAGUACACAAGACACAUCCCCUUCUAUUGUCAAUGACGGAAAGAUAGGAGUGUUGUUGCUCAACCUUGGAGGUCCGGAAACUCUUGAUGAUGUGCAACCAUUUUUAUUCAAUCUUUUUGCAGACCCGGAUAUUAUUCGACUACCAAGAUUGUUUCGUUUUCUUCAAAAGCCUUUGGCACAAUUUAUAUCUGUUGCUAGAGCACCAAAGAGCAAGGAGGGGUAUGCUUCGAUUGGUGGCGGGUCUCCUCUUCGCCAGAUAACUGAUGCCCAGGCUACAGAGUUGAGGAAAGCACUUUAUGAAAAGAAUGUGGCAGCAGAGGUGUAUGUGGGUAUGCGCUAUUGGCACCCAUUCACUGAAGAAGCGAUCAAGCAGAUAAAGAAAGAUGGAGUGAACAAGCUGGUCGUGCUUCCUCUUUAUCCUCAAUUCUCAAUAUCAACCAGUGGUUCGAGCCUUAGACUCCUGGAAAGUAUCUUUAGGGAGGACGAAUAUCUUGUUAACAUGCAGCACACAGUAAUACCUUCUUGGUACCAGCGUGAAGGAUAUAUAAAAGCCAUGGCUAAUUUAAUUGAAAAAGAGCUGAAAAGCUUCGACCGUCCUGAGAAGGUGAUGAUUUUCUUUAGCGCUCAUGGGGUGCCGCUUGCAUAUGUUGAAGAAGCCGGUGAUCCAUAUAAGGCCGAGAUGGAAGAAUGUGUGGAUUUGAUAAUGGAGGAAUUAGAGAGAAGAAAGAUUGAUAAUCCAUAUACUCUCGCUUAUCAGAGUAGAGUUGGUCCUGUAGAAUGGUUGAAACCCUACACUGAUGAGACGAUCAUUGAACUCGGGGAGAAAGGCGUUAAAAGUCUUCUUGCUGUACCCAUUAGCUUCGUGAGUGAACAUAUCGAGACACUGGAGGAAAUCGACGUUGAGUACAAGGAAUUGGCUUUAAAAUCUGGUAUAGAGAAAUGGGGUCGUGUUCCUGCACUAGGAUGUGAACCCACCUUCAUUCUAGAUUUGGCAGAUGCAGUGAUUGAAAGUCUUCCAUACGUAGGAGCAAUGGCGGUGUCAAAUCUUGAAGCUCGACAGUCUCUGGUUCCACUUGGGAGCGUAGAAGAGCUGCUGGCGACCUAUGAUUCUCAACGUAGGGAGUUGCCAGCACCAGUUACUGUUUGGGAGUGGGGUUGGACCAAGAGCGCGGAGACAUGGAAUGGUAGGGCGGCAAUGCUGGCAGUGCUGGUGCUGCUGUUCCUGGAAGUGAGCACUGGUGAAGGGUUCCUUCAUCAAUGGGGUGUGUUGCCAUUGCAGUUGCCAAUGUUUCCCUGAUGGUACUAUUAUCUGCAUAUUUUUGAAAACAAAUGUAAUAGGUGAUUAAAAGCUAAUUGUAAAGAAUUCUAUAUAUGCUGCUGCUAUUGAUUGUAAUUAUCGAAUAAACCACACCAUCCCAUCUCACAUUAUGGCAUGUCGUUACUAAUGGCCUUCCCUACGAACCGAGGGUUUUGAAAACAUAUAUAUUUUUUGUUUCGUAGUAGUCCUGAUUUUAGAUUUGGUUUG